AUGUCUCCAAUGAAUACCGACGUGGUUAUUGUCGGCGGUGGCCCGUCAGGCCUGACUCUAGGGCUUUCUUUAGCAAGGUACGAAAUCAAGUCGGUCAUUCUUGAGAAAGAAGAUGAUAUCACGCAUGACCCCCGAGGAGUUGUACUCACGGGGGAUGCUCUUCGGAGCUUAUGGACCCUAGGACUGGGAAAACAUGUCUCCUCCAUAGGGCAGGAGCUACGGUCCGUCAAUUUUCACACGACUUCCCCUCAGAAUGAACCUUUCUUUACGAUCGAGCUUGACUCGGACAUGAUGGAACACGGUCUGCCGAGUACCAUCCUGCAGAGCCAACCGCGACUGGAGUAUUUCCUCCGGCAAUUGGUAGCUUCUUCGAAAUAUUGCACCCUCCAAUCAGCCUGUGAAGUUGUCGGGCGCGACGAGCACGCAAACGGAGUGACGGUGCACUACCUCGAUAGCGACCAAACACCGCGCCAGAUCCAGGCCGCGUGGCUGGUCGGGGCGGAUGGGAAAAGAGGCAUCGUCCGCAAACAUUUCCUCGAGCCGUCCGCGGGUGUCCGUCAGGAAACCGGGAUCUUCGAGUACGAAGGCACCUGGAUAGCAGCCAAUCUCAAAAUCACCCUCCCGACGCCGCAAAGCCACCCCGAGCUUGCUCUCUGGGCGGCUGGACAUGACCCGAAGUCAGUAUACGACCUCUUCUGGCCGGCAGACUGGCACUUUUGUCGGCCCCCCGGGAAGCCCGUGGCCUGUGGCCGCUUUGGUCCGCAUUCGGAUCGAUUGUGGCGUCAUGAAUUUGCUGUCCCCGAGUGGGACGACUCCAUGGAUGCCAGUGCCAUGUUCUGGGAGCAUCUGACCCCGCUCAUCACCCGGAGGAUCCAGCCGCUUCACGGCGGCUGCCCCGUUGAGGUAACUUUUCCCCGGGAUUGUAUUGAGGUGCUUCGUUGCCGCCCGUUCCGCUUCAGUCACCGGGUGGUUAAUAAAUGGUUCGCUGAGCGGACUGUUUUGAUUGGGGACGCGGCGCACGUCUUCCCGCCUUUCGGUGGGCAAGGGGUGGCAUGUGGUGUUCAGGACGCGGCCGGACUAGCCUGGCGACUGGCGAUUCUCACCAAGGUUGGCUCCCUAGCGCACUCUCGGACUCUGCGAGAGGGUCUUCUUCAGGCAUGGGCGGAUGAACGUCGAAUGGGCAUUGACAAUUCGGCCCGACUGACCCGGCAGAAUGGCGAGUUAUGCAACAAAGAAGCUUCAUGGACGGGAUCGGUGCAGCUCGCGUGUCUGAGAGUUGUUCAGGGCUUCCUCGGGGCUCUGGGUAUGCGUCUCGGGCCGUUUGAGGCUGACAGCCAGGGGUACCGCGGCUGUGGGCGAGGGGGCUUUGCUGCCGAGAAUGGCGGAGGGAUCAAGCUGGGCCAGGUCUACGUGCAAACACGUCUCCCAGAUAGCCCGACCCCGAUGAUUGAGCUGUCUGACCAGGCGCUGCGGCGGGUCCCUACCGUCUUGACUCUUCUUGUCAUCACACCCGGCCAGUCCUCUGAAACAGAACAGGAACUGGUCGCUCUGCUUCGGGUCCUUCGACAAUCCGGAAUAGAUCCUGCUGCACUAUCGGAGCGGUCGAUUGUGCAGUUCAAUCCUUCCGACUCUUCAGAUCACAUCUCCGGUGUGAGUCAGUGGCCGGUUUGUCAUGUAGCCCCUGCGGAUCUUCUUGUUGGGUUCCCCGUGCGCCCAGGAUACAGCUCCCUCCAGUUCAUGCAUCGUCUUGGCGACUCUCGCGCUCGCUAUGUGAUUCUCCGGCCUGAUAAUAUCGUCAUUGCCAGGGGUAGAGACCUACUUGACCUGAAGAGUAGCUUGGACAAGCUGGAAAGGAGUCUUUCUUGA
Aspergillus thermomutatus is the source of this 1866-nucleotide messenger RNA. RefSeq names its product putative monooxygenase. Gene Ontology annotation, biological process: 3-(3-hydroxy)phenylpropionate catabolic process. The coding region runs from base 1 to 1866 and encodes 621 amino acids. Lineage: Eukaryota; Fungi; Ascomycota; Eurotiomycetes; Eurotiales; Aspergillaceae. Gene Ontology annotation, molecular function: 3-(3-hydroxyphenyl)propionate hydroxylase activity; FAD binding. The transcript has 4 exons. The record is from RefSeq and is a predicted model, not a curated record.